GUUGUAGUAGGCACAUCAGUUGAGUUACAUAUCUCAGAUUGUAUCUGUCUUUAAUGUGCUAUUAAUCUUCACACAAUGGAAACUAUACUUUUAUCAACAAGAUUUAAAGUCCAGAUGGUCUGUAUUUCUUUCAGUAUGUUUUUUGUCAUGGUGAUGACCUCAGACAGUGUUGGUGAAACCAUUGUAAGCAGCAGAUGUGAGCCGGUCCGGGUGCCCAUGUGCCAGGGUUUGGUUCAGUACAAUGCCACCAAGCUGCCCAAUAAGUUUGGGCACACAACUCAGAGUCAGGUGUACUGGGCUCUGCAGCCGUGGUGGCCAUUUGUUGACGCUGGGUGCUCUGACAAUCUGAGGAACUUCCUCUGCAGCCUCUAUCUACCAAAAUGUGUCGGAGAUGACCAGGAGCCCCACUACCCCUGUGUUGAAACAUGCAAAAAAGCCAAAGUGAAGUGUAAGAAGCUAAUGAGACUGCAGAACACAAAGUGGGGCAAAGACUUCAAGUGUGCCAAGCUGCUGCCCAAGGAUUCCCACAGGUGCAUCAAGCCAGAAAGAGAAGGCAAAAAGAAACAAAACAAGGAGCAAGUGUUGUGCCAAAAAAACCCUCUGCCCAUGUGUCAGGGCAUACCACUCCCUUUGGGUUCUUUACCCAAUAUCUUUUUGCAGGUGAAGCAUCGAAUUGUGUCAUUAUAAUUGGAUUUAUUACUGACUCUCUUAGUUUUACAACUUUGUUUAAAAGAUGCUGAGUGUGCUGAUGGUGUGUGUAAAAGAUAUUUUUAUUUUCCAGUUAGCAAUAAGCUUUAUAAGACUACUUCUUGCCACCCACAGGGCGAUCCCAAUGAGAUAGCACAAGAGAUGAGACAGUACCAAUCACUUGUGGACAGUGGCUGCUCCAAGAAGUUACAGGUAUUCCUGUGUGGUGUUUACAUGCCCUACUGUGUGGAUGGCCAGCCGGGCCAGACUGAUGCCAGCCGUGAACACAAGAACCUGGUCAACAAAAUACCCUUUGUGCUGCCAUGUAAAGAGCUGUGUCAGGUAAGUUGCUCUUACAGCAUCAGUCAGAAAUCAUAUACUAAUACAUAAUACAUUUUGAAUUAUUUUAUAAGGUAAAAUAUAAUUGAAAAGUAAAAUAUAGCCUUUUCAGGUUUUUAAAAAAAAAACAAUAUGCUUGAGCCAUUUGACCUAUACAUAAUACAUAACAUGCGUACAAAAAAGAAUGGUUAAUUUUAACAACAGGGGCCUUGUCAUAUUUUAAGCUCAGAUAUUAAAAUGGAUUUAACAGCCUUUGAGCUUAGUUUAUUUUUCAAAAAUGACGUUUGCCAGAUAAUUUGUAAGUAUAUAAGCUACAAUAGGAAGAUGAAAGAAAAUCAAGGAGGAUAAAAUGCUCAUCCAUCCCAUCUUAUUUUCAGGAGGUUUAUGAUCAGUGUAGUGGAGAAUAUCAACAAAGGACUCAUGGUCUCCCCUGGCCAGCAAAAUUCCACUGUCACAGAUUCUCUGCAUAUGCAGACCGCUACCCAAGUAACACAACCACCACUCCUCCCGGUGGUGAUGACGAGAAGGGGCCUUACGUACCUUGCACAAUGCCACCUUUCAACAUCAAAGAAAAUUAACUCCUCCCCUAUAUGUAGAAUUUACAUGCUUGUGUUAUUUUUAAACGCUCAACUUUUGUAUUUUGUAUUUUUUUUUCAAUCUAUUUCACCAGCAUUCUAUAGACAAUAAAACCUGAAGUAAAUAGAGCUUUCUAUUCGAAUAUGUACUUCUUAAGGUACCCAGAAAAUUAUAUUAUAAAAAAUAUAUUUUGUCCUUCAAAUAAUGUAAUUGAGACUUGAAUGUGCAACACAAAAAAGGCUGAUAAGAUAAACAACACCAUGUGAUUAUGCUGUGCUUUACUGGAGAAACUAUAGUAAGAUCUAAAAGUGUCAUAGAGGAAGUAAAAAAAAACAUUUUGAAGAAUGGUUUAACAGGGCAAUUGUACAUGGUUAAUACCUUUUAGAAACAGUAACAAACCAGGAAAUAUUAUUAACUGACAAUGACAUGAGCUUGUGAUGUCAAGUAACAGAGCUUCAUGUCAAAUUAAUUUCUUACUUUAAGCAACAAGAUGUUUCCCCAUACGUUAAAAUUGAAUUAAGCUUUUAGGCUGAAGAAUUUUAAAUAAAAGAUACAAUCUUGAACACUAAUUCAUUAAAUAAUUUAUUUUUUAACUUAUCAGGUAAAGAGGCUAUCAAAACAGUGUGAUCUAAUUACAAUUGGCCACAUUUUAACUCAAAAUGCCCCCCAGGCACUUGGGGAUUGGCAAAGGGGAUUUCACUGAUAGCUACUGGCAGAUAUUUUUAUGUAAAAGUUUCUUAAAGCACACAGAUUAAAUUGAAUGUCACGCACGACUCAGAUUAUUUUUGGGGUGCUUUUAUCUAUUGUAUUAAAUGACUGCAUCUUUCAAUUAAAAAAAUAAUUCACAAACAGAUUUUCAGCCUUAAAAGUAUAUUG
Lymnaea stagnalis (great pond snail) is the source of this 2478-nucleotide messenger RNA. The record is from the annotation of a GenBank genome assembly. NCBI's taxonomy places the organism in Eukaryota, Metazoa, Mollusca, Gastropoda, Lymnaeidae.